AGGUGCCAGUGGAUUUGAAGCAGGGAGCGCUAUUCAUAUUUAUCUCCAGUUUUCCCCAUCUCGCCUUUUUGUUUCUCUGCUAAAACUUACCAAGAUGGAUAGGUUAUUCUUGGGCUGGACUGCUUUCUUGUGUGUAACAGAAGAUGCUGGCCUUUUUGCUGAGGAGAGGGUCACCAGUCUGAGCUGACCCCUACUUCUUACCUUUCCAGGACCAUGGUUGUUUGGUCACUCUGCCAUCCUAUUUCAAGCGCCUGGAACUGCAGUAUGUCAGCUGAGCUCUGACUGAGGCGCUGCAAGUCAUGGUGCCCGAAAAGAAAAAAGUAGCCAUGCUUUUUCAGCCUGUUGUGCUACGUUGCCACUUUUCAACCUCUUCAACACAACCUGCUGUGAUACAAUGGAAGUUCAAAUCCUAUUGCCAAGACCGCAUGGGAGAAGCUUUGGGAGUGGUCUCUGCAGGAAUACAGGCAGUAAACAAGAGAAACCUGGAAUGGGAUCCCCACUUGGACUGUUUGGACAAUCGGAGAACUGUCCGCCCUGUGGCUUCCAAGCAGGGUUCUUUGGUCACAAUUGGAGAAUUCUAUAAAGGAAGAGAUGUCACCAUUGUUCAUGAUGCAGAUCUCCAGAUUGGGAAAUUAAUGUGGGGAGACAGUGGGCUGUACUACUGCCUGAUUAUAACACCUGAUGAUGUGGAGGGCAAGAACGAGGAGUCAGUAGAGCUACUUGUUCUGGGCAGGACAGGGCUGUUUGCUGAUCUCUUGCCCAGUUUUGCUGCGGAGAUUAUGCCAGAGUGGGUGUUCGUAGGCUUGGUGAUCCUUGGCGUGUUCCUCUUCUUUCUCCUGGUUGGGAUCUGCUGGUGCCAGUGUUGUCCCCACAGCUGUUGCUGUUACAUCCGCUGCUUUUUCUGUCCAGAUACGUGUUGUUGUCCAAGGGCAUUGUAUGAAGCAGGAAAGGCUGCAAAGGCUGGCUAUCCCCCUACAGUCACCUCAAUCCCUGGACCUUACUAUAUUCCGAAUGUGGGUAGUGUCCCAUCACAUGCCGUUCUGAUGGAAAAGUCACACCUUCCUCCCUUGGCGCCAAGUGAAUCCACUGCAGGAGGACAAAGUGUGCGGAAAGGCUACCGAAUCCAGACUGACAAAGACAGGGAUUCAAUGAAGGUGCUGUACUAUGUUGAGAAAGAAUUGGCUCAGUUUGACCCCGCCAGGAGGAUGCGAGAGAGAUACAGUAACACUAUCUCAGAGCUCAGCUCCCUCCAUGAUGAGGAUGGCAGCUUCCGCCAACCUUACCGCCAGGUGCGCAGAAAGCAACUUCCACCUUCAGGAGACAUGGAUGGUGAUGCCGAGUAUUGGGCAGGAGUAGUUAGUGGAGGUGGGGCAUCCAGGCCACAGACAUGCUCCGAUUACAGGGAGGAGAGAGGCAGUUUCAAGUUCAGCCAGCAGAGAUCAAAGUCUGAAAGGCUUUUGAGGAAGAAUUUCUCACUGGGGGCACCAGCUGUCUCCAUGGAUGAACUUGCAGCCUUUGCAGAAUCUUAUAGUCAACAUGUCCGUCAGACUGAGGGCAGCCAGGAAACCCGACGCUUUGAAAGGUCAGGAUCACGAGGGGGCCAUGGUGGGUCACUACAACAUCCAGACAAUUUAGAGGAAUAUUACAACAAACGCAGAGGAGGAGGAAACCGUGAACCAUUGACAGAUUCUGAUCAUGGCUGGGCAUACACCCCACCCAGAAGAUGUACCCAGGAAGAGAAACCCUUGCCCAGACUAGUGUGUCGGACACCGGGAGGGAGUCAAAAGUAUGAUCACUCCUACCUUUCCAGUGCCCUUGAGAGGAAAUCUCGAAGCUAUGAUGAAGGUGGUGAGCACAGCGAGACACUUUCAAAGCUGAGCUCACAAUCCAGCCACAGAGGAGGAACAUAUUAUGCUUGGUCACCACCAUCCACUUACAAACCAGGACAGCAACAGCAGCAGCAGCAGCAGCAGCGACCUCCGCAGCAAGAGGAAGGAGAAGAUACUUUGCCUCCUUACAGUGAGAGCGAGUUGAACCGAGGUCCUUCAUACAGAAACAGAGAACAAUCUAACCUCAAUGCUACAGAUAAGAAGAGGAAAAAAGAACCUAAAAAAACAAAUGAGUUCCCAACAAGGAUGUCCCUUGUGGUGUGAUGCUUAUAAAGAAGAGUUGUGUUAAUGUAUUGGGAUCACAGAAGAAGUUAUCACAGUGACCCAUACAUUCUUCAAGGAACACGUGCAACCACCAAAUUGACUUGUGUCUGCUUCAUCAGGGACUUGGAAUUUUAUGGAGCAGCCAAAUCCAAACAGUUGCUCUCAUACAAUUGAUCUCCCAGAAGCUACAGCUCACUCUGCCAGAAUAUUAAACACAAGAAGGUUUCUUAUGGCAAGCUCAUCAGAUUUUUCUCAGCAGAGAUAGUUUCUCCAUAUUUUGUGUAUACCUGCAGUAUUAGAGGAUCUGUUUUCUUGUAUCAUAUUCAUUCUCUCUCCUAUGUGAUCCUUUCAACCUAUGCUGUUUUGCAUUCUGUAGUUGACAAGAAAGGUUGUCAUAGAGCCUAUCCCCAGUUUCUCCUUCUCUUUUAAUGUUGAGAGAAAUAAAGACUUCAUGCCAUACUUGGAUAUUGCUUUAAAAUGAGUGACAUUUCCAAGCGAACUUACAAAAGGAAGUGGUCAUCCUUUUUGAAAUGACCCAAAACUAAGACCUGGGCACUGUACUAAGAAGCAUAAAAUGAAUAAAGUUUGAAAUUCUUGCGUUUAAAUACCACCCAUUCAGUAAUGGGAGCUGCCAGUGAGAUUAAUAUUUUGUUUUGAAAGUGAAACUCAGUAGAUAUUGCUGUAAUGAGAAUGUGCUAUGUUAUUUCACUAUUGUCUGCUAUGAUGUAUUAGUGUUGCCUUACAGCUGAACCAUAGCCAUAAAAGGCUUCACCUGGAACUGCUGAUUGGUCCUUUUAUAAGCAGAGCCUUAAGCUCAGGUUUUGCUGACAGUACUGUCUGUACAAAGAUGAUUAUUUUUUUUAAAGCCAGCCAAUAGAAAACAACAGAGCUGGAAGGAGAAAAUCAGGGUGUGGAAGACACAAACUCAAGCCAUUGCUUUUAUAUUUCUAUAAUAGGACCUGUAAAGGAUCAGUAUUAUCCCUUUCUUGUAACCGGUUGAGGCCAUUCAAUAAGGCAACCAAACUAUAAAACUGGAACAAUAAAUAUUUUUUAUAAAACA
Messenger RNA from Anolis carolinensis (green anole), 3213 nucleotides. It is a transcript of the gene ildr2, whose product is annotated as immunoglobulin like domain containing receptor 2. Gene Ontology annotation, cellular component: membrane. The record is from RefSeq and is a predicted model, not a curated record. The transcript has 11 exons. NCBI's taxonomy places the organism in Eukaryota, Metazoa, Chordata, Lepidosauria, Squamata, Anolidae. Gene Ontology annotation, biological process: pancreas development. Bases 300 to 2153 code for a protein of 617 amino acids.